CGCCCUGUAUAUUGGUUUACCUUUUUAUGUUGUUCUACAGGCUACACUGUAUUCUAUGUUUUCAAGCUUAAUGUUCAACGACCAUUUCGUCGUUCUUCUGUUCUUUUUCUGUCUCUUGCCGAGCAACUUCUUUUCUAGUGUUUCUACUGUUUCUUUUCUCUAUCGUUUUUGCACGUUGUUUGGCAGCCGCUGUAACCACAUUUUGUUUUGUCAAGUGUUGGUCCUGCUAUUCAAGUAGGUAUCGUUCGCACAAUUCUUAUUGCCUUGUAUUUAUAUAGUUUCCUCAAUUUUAGGUCUUCAUUCUCAAUAGCUGGUUCACUGUUCAUAUCGUGUUUUUCUGUUGUUUGUUCUAAUCCAUGUAGCGGCGGACAUUUUGUUUGUUGGCCUUUCUUCGUUGUGAUAUAUCUUAGUGGUCGUACGUGUGCGGGUUGUUUUAUUCAUAUUAUCUGUUAUACGCCCCCGGCACGGUCACGUGGGAUGAAAUCCACCACUAAGUAUAUCACGUGUUAGAGACAACAGUCAACGGCCCGCCUGAAACCAAAGUAAAAACUAUGGCAGAGGACCCGCCAGUGACGAUUGAUGAUGUGAGUACCGCUGAUACAGAAGCGUCUAACAGCUCUGAUAAUGAAGCUGAAGAUAAUCCUGACGAUCCUGUUAGUGUAGAUACAUCUGAUGAUGAUUUAGCCUCAAUCCAAUCUAUUGAUAGCGGUGAAGAUAAUGUUGCUUUAAAAUAUCAUUGUAACAAAUGUGACAAAAAGUUUAAAUUUAAUUGUUGGUUCAAAAGACACAUGGCCACCCAUAAUCCUGCGCUUUUUGUAUGUGAAUAUUGUCCAAAAGUAUACAAACGUAAAGACAUACUGCGAGAACAUCAAUACUCGCAUUUUGGUGGGCCAAAAUAUAAGUGUAAAAAUUGUAAAAAAGUGUUUGGAGAUAAAAGAAAUUUGAAUGCUCAUACAAAAUUGGUACAUAAAGAUUCUCAGAUACCAAUGUAAAUGAAUAU
Messenger RNA from Melanaphis sacchari, 1000 nucleotides. RefSeq names its product zinc finger protein 320-like. Gene Ontology annotation, molecular function: RNA polymerase II transcription regulatory region sequence-specific DNA binding; DNA-binding transcription factor activity, RNA polymerase II-specific. The transcript has 4 exons. Gene Ontology annotation, biological process: regulation of transcription by RNA polymerase II. Bases 552 to 992 code for a protein of 146 amino acids. NCBI's taxonomy places the organism in Eukaryota, Metazoa, Arthropoda, Insecta, Hemiptera, Aphididae. Gene Ontology annotation, cellular component: nucleus. The record is from RefSeq and is a predicted model, not a curated record.